AUGUCGUGGAGAAGCAAUGCACAGAGGACGGGUAUGAAUGCACAGCCGCUAGGCCAGUCGCGGCGUUGGGGCGGUGGUGGUAGUGGAGAAUACCGCGAUCGUGGUGGCUACGACCGUGAACGCGAUCGCAAUGCGCCCAAACGCCCGUAUGACUAUGGAGCGCCGCGUGGUGGCGGCGAAAUGCCUAUGUCGGAUGGUGCACGAAAGCGACGAUCGCGCUGGGGCAGCGAGUCGGAUAGGAAAGAUGUGUCGUCUGCCGCCAUUUCUGGCAAUGUGUCCGGGCAAGAACUGGAUCGGUAUGCCAUUCAAGUGCGUCUGGAUGAGAUCAACCGGAAGCUUCGUACGGGCGAUGUAAUCCCGCCCGAGCGUGAGCGCUCUCCGUCGCCACCGCCUACGUACGACAGUCAGGGCUUCCGCAACAACACACGCGAGAUUCGCUAUCGCAAGAAAUUGGAGGAGGAGCGUACACAACUGGUCGAUCGUCAAAUGCGACUGGACCCAUCAUACCGUCCACCGCAAGAGUACCAGGGUGCACGACGCAGUGGCCGGCCGACGGAGAAGGUAUACCUCCCUGUGCGUGAGUUCCCUGAGAUCAACUUCUUUGGUCUGCUUGUUGGACCGCGUGGUAAUACCCUGAAGAAGAUGGAGAGCCAGAGUGGUGCCAAGAUCCAUAUCCGUGGUCGUGGCAGUGUGAAGCACGGCAAGGGGUCGACAGAAGGCGAGGAGGAAGACAUGCAUUGCAUUGUGACCGCUGACAAUGAACGUUCGAUCAAGCACUGUAUCAAGCUCAUCAACGAGGUGGUAGCUACUGCGGCGUCGACGCCAGAGACGCAGAACGAUCAUAAGCGUAGCCAACUGCGUGAGCUUGCCGUCUUAAAUGGUACGCUGCGUGACGACGAAAACCAGAUUUGUCAAAACUGUGGCGAGAAGGGACACCGCAAGUACGAAUGCCCGCAAGAUCGGAAUUGGACGACACAUAUUGUGUGCCACAAGUGUGGACAAAGUGGCCACUUGGCUCGUGACUGUUUCUCGCAGCGCCCGUAUGGCAGUGGUACGGCUGCGGCGACGAUUGGAGCGGGAGGUGGCUCGCAUGUCGAGUCAGAGUAUGCGACACUUAUGGCCGAGCUGGGUGAACGGCCAGGCGGUCACGUCCAAGGUGGCUACCUCGGAGUGCCUGGGUACGCCGGCCCACCCACGAACGAGAAGGGCGAGAAGAUCCCGCCAUGGCGUGAUCCGGCCGUGUGGAAUGCAUCGAAUGGAAGCCGUUCGAACCGUGACUUUAUGCAGGACAGUGUGUAUGCGGAGCAAAACUGGGAUGCUACGGCGGCGAAUGGCUACGAUGCGUAUGCAGGCUAUGCGGCCACGGGCGAGGCCACAGAAGUGGCGACCGACGGCCAGCGUGAUUACUCUGCCGAGUGGGCUGCGUACUAUGCAGCCCAAGCCGCUGCUGCGCAGCAACAAGGCGAGGGCGAUGGUGCGCCUGCGCGUGACUACUCGAAGGAAUGGGAAGAGUACUACCGACAGCAAGCAUUGGCACAGCAACAACAGGCCGCUGCUGCAGGUGACAAUACCGAAGCGGCCGCAUCGUAG
Malassezia pachydermatis is the source of this 1590-nucleotide messenger RNA. RefSeq names its product splicing factor sf1. The record is from RefSeq and is a predicted model, not a curated record. Gene Ontology annotation, molecular function: mRNA binding; zinc ion binding. Gene Ontology annotation, cellular component: nucleus. NCBI's taxonomy places the organism in Eukaryota, Fungi, Basidiomycota, Malasseziomycetes, Malasseziales, Malasseziaceae. The transcript has 2 exons. Gene Ontology annotation, biological process: regulation of mRNA splicing, via spliceosome. The coding region runs from base 1 to 1590 and encodes 529 amino acids.